AUGGGCGGCCUCACCAUGGACCAGGCCUUCGUGCAGGCCCCCGAGCACCGCCCGAAGCCCACUAUGACUGAGGCCACCGGCAUCCCUCUCAUCGACCUCUCGCCUCUCAUCGCCGAUGGCGGCGACGCGGCCGCGGUGGACGCGCUGGCCGCCGAGGUGGGCGCGGCGAGCCGAGACUGGGGCUUCUUCGUGGUGGUGGGCCACGGCGUGCCCGCGGAGACCGUGGCGAGCGCGACGGCGGCGCAGCGCGCCUUCUUCGCGCUGCCGCCGGAGCGGAAGGCCGCCGUGCGGAGGAGCGAGGCGGAGCCGCUCGGGUACUACGAGUCGGAGCACACCAAGAACGUGAGGGACUGGAAGGAGGUGUUCGACCUCGUCUCUCGCGAGCCGCCGCCGCCGGCCGCCGUGGCCGACGGCGAGCUUGUGUUCCAGAACAAAGAGGCGCUGGAGGAGUACGCGAAGGCGAUGGAGGAGCUGGCGUUCAAGCUGCUGGAGCUGAUCUCCCGGAGCCUGAAGCUGAGGCCCGACCGGCUGCACGGCUUCUUCAAGGACCAGACCACCUUCAUCCGGCUGAACCACUACCCUCCGUGCCCGAGCCCCGACCUGGCCCUCGGCGUGGGGCGGCACAAGGACGGCGGCGCCCUGACCAUCCUGUACCAGGACGACGUCGGCGGGCUGGACGUCCGGCGGCGCUCCGACGGCGAAUGGGUCCGCGUCAGGCCCGUGCCGGACUCGUUCAUCAUCAACGUCGGCGACCUCAUCCAGCCCGUGGAGGAGCUGAUGAGCGAGGACGACCCGCCCAGGUACAACCCCUACAAUUGGGGCGAAUUCUUCAGCACCAGGAAGAACAGCAACUUCAAGAAGCUCAACGUGGAGAACAUCCAGAUCGCGCAUUUCAAGAAGAGCCUCGUCCUCGCCUAG
Miscanthus lutarioriparius is the source of this 918-nucleotide messenger RNA. NCBI's taxonomy places the organism in Eukaryota, Viridiplantae, Streptophyta, Magnoliopsida, Poales, Poaceae. The record is from the annotation of a GenBank genome assembly.